Messenger RNA from Owenia fusiformis, 2438 nucleotides. The record is from the annotation of a GenBank genome assembly. Lineage: Eukaryota; Metazoa; Annelida; Polychaeta; Sabellida; Oweniidae.
AUUCACUUGAAAGUGCCUCGCGCAAAUUUGCAAGUUCAAUAGACUGCCUCAUGAAUUACAGAUCACUGUUUGCUUAAUCUAGUGAAUUUUAUAUAAGGACUUGUAGUACAUGGUUUGCACAUUUUCUUAGCUCUCUUGACAAACUUGAGGAUCAGACGUACAUAACGUGGUCGUAUAUCGGGAAACACAGUAUUAUAACAUCGUAGAAUUAAUUCUAUUGAUAACGAAUCAAACAAUUUUUUAAACAAACUAGAAUAUCCGAUUAUGGAUGGGGAAUUGAGAUCACCGCCCGAUAUGGAACUUGAACUGGACAUUGAUGAGGAACCCACCAAGAAAGCAAAGAAAAGUAAAGGGCGGAUAUGCUUAGACAUUUUGAAAAAUAACAUUCUGCUCAUUUUCCUAAUACUGGGAAUGGUGUUGGGGAUCGUAAUGGGAAUUGCGCUUCGCUCACUAAAUCCACCGAUGACUACGACCCAGCUCCGAUACUUCUCUCUUCCUGGUGACUUGUUGCUGCGCAUGCUCAGGAUGAUGAUUCUUCCCCUCAUCGUUUCAUCUCUCAUCACGGGGUUAGCUUCUUUGGACGCAAAUGCGUCUGGAAAGCUCGGGGGCAGAGCAGUUAUCUACUACUUUUCCACCACCAUUAUUGCUGUUAUUCUUGGCAUUGUGCUUGUUGUUUCCAUUAAACCUGGGGAACUGGACAGAAGCACUACAAAUGCUACUGGAACACAAACAGACGAUUCCGUCAAUGCCGCUGACACUGCACUUGAUCUUGUAUACAACAUGCUACCUGAUAAUUUAGUUGAGGCGACGUUUCGUUCGGCGAAAACUAACUACCGAGUGUCAACAAGCUUUCAAGUUAUCAAUGGCACAAACACGUCAGUAAUAACCAGAACUGCAGUGCUCGAUAAGAGAGAUGGGAUGAACAUCCUGGGAGUCCUUGUCUUUACAAUCGCCCUUGGAGUUGUCCUUAGUCGCCUCGGAGAAAGGGCGAAAAUCAUCGUCCUUUUCUUUGACGGUUUAAAUGAGGCGGUCAUGAAGCUUGUGUAUCUCGUCAUAUGGUAUUCCCCCAUUGGUGUCAUGUUCCUAAUUGCUGCCAAACUAAUAGCAAUGGAGGACAUCGGGGAGACAGUGCAGAAAGUGGGCAUGUAUACAGUCACUGUCCUGGCAGGUCUAGGCAUCCAUUCACUCAUUAUUCUACCACUCAUUUACUUGAUUAUCGUUCGGAAGAAUCCCUUUAAGUUUCUCUAUGGCGUCCUCCAAGCUUUGGUCACUGCAUUCGGAACAUCAUCAAGUUCUGCAACUCUGCCCGUUACGUUCAACUGUUUGGAGGAAAAGCUUGGUGUGGACAAGAGGGUAACACGUUUCGUUCUGCCAAUAGGAGCGACUAUCAAUAUGGAUGGUACCGCCCUCUAUGAAGCAGUGGCCGCCAUCUUUAUUGCACAAAUUAACAACAUUCCUUUGGACAUUGGACAAAUAAUUACAAUCAGUUUAACAGCAACACUUGCGUCGAUUGGUGCCGCGGGUAUUCCACAGGCAGGCUUGGUUACUAUGGCAAUUGUACUGACUGCUGUCAACCUACCCGUCGAUGACAUUGCUCUCAUCAUUACAGUAGACUGGUUCCUCGAUCGUUUCCGCACGGCAGUUAAUGUCCUCGGUGAUUCUAUUGGUGCAGGUGUAGUAGAAAAGCUUUCACAUCAACAACUUAGGAAAGAGAUUCCACUUGAGUCUGUUGAAAUUGACCCAAUAGAUUCAAUAUCUUCUAAACUGGACCACCCUCUAAAUGGACAUAUACUACACAACGGCAACAUCAACGAUGCGUAUGUACCCGACCACAAUCUUGACUACAAAGGAAAGCCCAUUGGAGACGAGGCUUUCACAACUUUGUAAUACAACGAAAUGUACUCUGCUAUCACAACACAAAACCGCACAACAAAAAGGGUGAAGGACAUCGAUAUGAGAGGUUUCUCAUACAGGGGACAAUGGGAUAGACAUUGUAGUUGGUGUGGUUACUAAAUGGUGGCAUCACUUGGCCUCGCCUAAACCAAUCAAUUGGUUCCAUGAACUGUACAUUAUUGAUAGUCAUGGGAUUCUACGUACGUUACCCAUGCAUUCCAGAUACUGUAUAUAGCUACGGUACUGCACAUGUACAUACAGUGUAAAUAAUAUACUUUUUUCACGAACCUUAUACUGAGCAUUCUUGUAAAAGGAAAGAAGAGAGUGAAGUUUACAGUUCUAGACCACAUGGUCAUGGAAUGAUUACGAAAGUGGAUCAGAACUCUUUUCUAAAAAACUACCCUUUGGUAAGAAAUGGCAGCUUAAAACAAAUUGUACAUUUUUUACCCUCGUAGAAUGUAUGUGACGGAUACACUAUUUAAUAAAAACUAAGUUACUUGCAAAAUACAUGAGCUUUUACAAUUAAUAUUCAAGAUCACGACCAC